AUGGGACAUUUCAACACAAGUUUUGGAGGAGGCUUCAUUUUGGUGGGCUUUUCAGAUUGGCCUCAACUGGAACUCAUCCUUUUUGUAUUAAUCUCAAUUUUCUACUCCCUGACUCUCUUGGGCAACGCUACCAUCAUCGCUGUCUCUCAGCUGGACCUUCAACUUCAUAAGCCCAUGUACUUUUUCCUCUCUCACCUCUCCUUUCUAGACAUCUGCUACACCACCAGCACUGUGCCCCAGCUCCUAAUCAACCUGCAUGGACUUGACAGGGCCAUUAGCUACGGUGGAUGUGUGGCCCAGCUGUUUAUAUCCCUUGCAUUGGGCUCUACAGAGUGUGUGCUCCUGGUGGUGAUGGCCGUUGACCGCUAUGCUGCCGUGUGUCGCCCACUGCACUACACAGCCCUCAUGCACCCUCUUCUGUGCCAGGUUUUAGCCAUUACUUCAUGGAUGGGAGGCUUCCUGAACUCUCUGAUUCAAACAGGCCUCAUGAUGGCCAUACCUCUCUGUGGUCAUCAGUUAAAUCACUUUUUCUGUGAGAUGCCUGUUUUCCUGAAGUUGGCUUGUGAGGAUACAAGUGGAACAGAGGUCAAGAUGUUUGUGGCAAGAGCCAUAAUCUUGGUUUUUCCUAUAGCGCUAAUUCUUGGUUCCUAUGCACGUAUUGCCAGUGUAGUACUGAAGGUCAAGUCAAUGACAGGGUGUAGAAAGGCCUUGGGGACUUGUGGGUCCCACCUCUUGGUGGUUUCUCUGUUCUAUGGCUCAGCCAUCUACACAUACCUACAACCUAUGGGCACUUAUUCUGAGAGUGAGGGGAAGUUCGUUGCCCUUUUUUAUACUAUAGUUACCCCUAUGCUCAACCCCCUGAUUUAUACUCUUAGGAACAAGGAUGUGAAGGGGGCUCUGUGGAAGAUAGCAGGGAGAGGUACAGACUUAGGGUAG
This is a messenger RNA of Jaculus jaculus (lesser Egyptian jerboa), 936 nucleotides long. Its product is annotated as olfactory receptor 10-like. The record is from RefSeq and is a predicted model, not a curated record. Bases 1 to 936 code for a protein of 311 amino acids. Gene Ontology annotation, biological process: G protein-coupled receptor signaling pathway. The transcript has a single exon. Gene Ontology annotation, molecular function: G protein-coupled receptor activity; olfactory receptor activity. NCBI's taxonomy places the organism in Eukaryota, Metazoa, Chordata, Mammalia, Rodentia, Dipodidae. Gene Ontology annotation, cellular component: membrane.